This is a messenger RNA of Diachasmimorpha longicaudata, 2503 nucleotides long. RefSeq names its product F-box/WD repeat-containing protein 5 (gene Fbw5). NCBI's taxonomy places the organism in Eukaryota, Metazoa, Arthropoda, Insecta, Hymenoptera, Braconidae. Gene Ontology annotation, cellular component: Cul4-RING E3 ubiquitin ligase complex; SCF ubiquitin ligase complex. The record is from RefSeq and is a predicted model, not a curated record. Gene Ontology annotation, molecular function: protein binding. Bases 159 to 2237 code for a protein of 692 amino acids. Gene Ontology annotation, biological process: protein ubiquitination. The transcript is spliced from 7 exons.
AAAUAAUAUAUAGUGACUUCAAUUGUGAAGUUCCCACCGUUACCACUAGUCGGCGAGUUUGCUGCUGGCGCUAUCUGAUAGAGAGCUUACCAAAGAAUCACCGACUCGUUCACUGACAGGAAUCAGCUGUUUCAGUAAACAAAGAGUCUCCAACUGAAAUGGACGUCGCGGAUCAAGCAGCUAAACCUCCAUCACCAUCCCCGUCAUCUCAUAAUUUUACUCCAGAAGAUGAAAAGCUCCAAGAGAAUUCAAGGAAUAGCUCUCCUCGUGGAUCUGUGGCGUUUGUGUCUGAUUCUCAGGACGGGGACAAUAAUUGGUACUACCUCCCGGAUCCCAUUCUUUUGAGUGUCUUCCAGCUUUUGACUCCAAGAGAAGUUGUCACUGCAGGGGAGGUCUGUAAAUCGUGGAACCGAGUGUCCCAGGAUGAACUUCUUUGGAAAGAAUUGUUUUAUAGGACCUACAAAAUCGAACCGAAUGUUGGGAUAAUGCCAGGUAAAACCUCAUGGCUUGGGGAGUUCAAGAGAUUAACAUAUCACACCCCCCUCUUGGAAACCGAAAUUCUCAGGGAACAUUCUCACCAGGUCCUACAUGUCAGCUUCUCCCACAAUGGCAAAAUGUUCGCCACCUGCUCUAAGGACGGUUACGUCUUGGUAUGGGACAGUUCAUAUCCAGUCACGAUUAAAUACCAGCACGAUAUGAAAUUGUUCAGCUGGAAGUACACACAAUUUUCUCAGUUCAAUUCUUCUGAUACAUUACUGCUGGUCUCUGGAGUGCAUUUUGGUACUUUGCACAGCACUUCUGGAGAAAUUGCAGUAUUCAGACUGGCACCUGGAUUCGAUCUUCAGUGUAGAGUAGUUAAUAAACCUUACGACAUAUUUGGCACAUGGUACAGUGAACGUCACUUGUUGAGCGGUGAUUUACACUGGCUUGCACACCUUGUCAGCUCUAGCGUACUUUGGCUCAAUAAGGCUAACCAGGAAUCGGCGAGCGAACACGUGCCCAUUAUGAAUCAACUUUACAGAUUCUACAAUUCGAACGCAGCAUCAAUUCGCGCAGUGAUGGUAGCAAACUGCCUCUGCCCUGAACCGGCAGAAACCGAAGAGCAAGAGAAUCAUAAAGUAACUUCCCACGAAAAAGAGGAACGAGGAAAUCCCCCGAGCCACCGAGACAUUUCUGCCUCUUCCAGCAAUAGCCAAACCGGCGAUGUUGGCGGAGUUCUUCACCACGCGUCCCCCAGAAUGAUGUACGGUGCUCUGGAAAGUGGAUUUAUCAACUGGAAGCGUUUAGGCGACGGUUUUGACUAUGCCAGCCCGAUAAGAUACAACGAGGAAUACAGACAGGUUGAGAUGGAGAAAGAGACAAUGGAUAGUGACAGUGAUGUUGAAAAUCCGUGGGAGGAUGACGAGGAGGUAUCGACAUCUUCUGAAACCGCCGAAGACUGUGAUUCGGAUGAUUUGGCGGAUAAUCCGGAGAAAUUUCUCAUUUUUACCACUGGGUCGAAAACUUAUACCCCCCAUCAAGUUGGAUUCAAGAGGAUGAAAGCUGUAAAUUUCCCGAGGCGAUUGGACCCCGGACCCUCUCUGAGAGAGCGUUUAGCCGAACGAGAGAGAGAACGAGAGAGACAAAAUUCUGGUUCUUCAAGGCCUGAGCCUAAUUGGCUGGACUAUGACUCAGUGGCUGAAAAAUUCGAUAAAGUUGAUCACCUGAUUGAUUUACAUGGGCAUAUCAUAGGCAUGGGGCUGUCACCAGAUCACAGGUAUCUCUACGUCAACACUAGACCUUGGCCGAGAGGAUAUGUCAUUACAAAUCCCCUACAGCCUCCACCUAUUGCUCAAGAAAUAGAUAUUCAUGUGAUUGAUCUUGUAACCUUGAAACAAGUCGGUACAAUGCUGAGAGCGCACAAGGCUUAUACACCUAACAACGAGUGUUUCUUCAUUUUUUUAAAUGUGUGCGAUGAAUAUGUCGCAAGUGGAGCUGAAGAUAAACAUGGAUAUGUGUGGGACAGACAUUAUGGCGUUUGCUUAGCCAAAUUCCCUCAUUCAGAUGUGGUCAAUGCCGUUGCAUUCAAUCCCCGGGAUUCAGAAAUGCUCGUGACGACGAGUGAUGAUUAUGAUGUUAAAGUAUGGCGGAGUCGCGCUACAGUAAAAGCUCUAGGGCUCGAUGAAAAUACAUUCCGGCGAGGACUGGAGGUGCGAAAGAGACGCAGGUACCACCGGAGUAAUUGUAGUGUUGACUGAUAGUGUGAAGUGUCGAUUUGAUAUCAAGUGCUGUAUAGAUAAAAAACGAUGAGGACCAUCUCAACAUUCUAAAUAUUUUUCGGUUUUCUAAAUUGCACUCUUCAUGCUGAAUCAAAUCUCCCGAGUGAUCGUUGACCGUUCCCUGGUAGACGUAAUUAUGAAUACAUCGUAAGAACAAUAUGAGACAGCUGUGCAAUGAUGGGGAUUUUUUAAAAGUGAAUCAUUUAAUUUCUCAGAUGUAUUUAUUACGUGCUACAUUGACUUUU